GGAGACUUGAACGAAGCAUUCACCCCUGACAUAAUUCCGCGGGAAAUUCAGUACCACCCAAACAACAUAUUUGUUUGGAUUACAGAUGUACUAAGAACAAUAUUUUGGGAUUAAAUUGCCUAAAACCUUGUUACUUGUGCAGUUCCGUCUGAAAAUGUCAAAGAAGAAAGGACUCAGUUUGGAGGAGAAGAGAACUCGUAUGAUGGAGAUUUUCUUUGAAUCUAAAGACGUGUUUCAGCUUAAAGACAUUGAGAAGAUUGCCCCCAAGUCAAAAGGCAUUGCUCCGAUGACGGUGAAGGAAGUGCUUCAAAGCCUGGUGGAUGACAACAUGGUGGACUGUGAACGAGUCGGCACAUCCAACUACUACUGGGCCUUUCCAAGUAAGGCCUUACAUGCUCGUAAGCACAAACUGGAGGAGCUGCAGAAACAGGUUUCUGACGCAAAGCAGCGAAAAUUGUCUCUGGAGAAAGCGAUUGAAAAGGCAAAAGUGGGACGUGAAGAUACAAAAGAAAGAAGCUCUCUGCUAAAGGAGCUACAGUCUCUGAGAGACGAGCGGACGCAGCUGCAGGCCGAGCUGGAGAAGUACCGCGAAUGUGACCCAGACGUCAUUGAAGAAAUGAGAAAGUCGAAUGUUGUGGCAAAAGAAGCUGUGUCUAGAUGGACAGACAAUGUUUUUGCCAUCAAGUCUUGGACAAAAAAGAAGUUUUCUUUCGAUGACGGCCGCAUCGACAAGGCCUUUGGCAUCCCUGAGGACUUUGACUACAUGGACUGAUCAGGACAUCUUCCAUGGAACCAAAAGGGCAAAGAAAUGUUUGUUAAAGCUCUCUGUUUGAACCCUGGUUUCCUGGCAUCUUCAUUUCGAGUUUCUGUUUUGUUCCCUGGAGCGAAGAUAAAUGCAUCAGGAUUCAGUUUGUUUUUAUAGCUUGAAGAGGGAUGAUUGGUGAGUUUGCCAACCCAGAUGGACUUUAUCAGCAGAGAUGUUUUAGGUGCAACUGGAGAAGAGACCGAGCCAAGCAUUAGUGGCUGAGGGUUGGCGGGGGGUCCUGACAUAAACACAAGUAAGCAGACUGACUUCUUGGACACCUGUUUGAAUGAAAACUGAGACCUCCAAGCCGACGAUGGAAACGAAUCAACAUUCAGUGCAUCUGUAUCUCCAAUUUAAGCAUUUAUGUUUUAUACAGAUGGUUUAGGGUCAAGUACUGGGGUCCUUUUUUCUUCUAGAUUUUCCAUCCUUUUUCACCAUCAGGCAGCAUUGAUUUAGUGCACUGGAAUGAAUGUUAGAGUAAAAUGUUGAAGACAGGGUUAGGGAAUAGUUUUGUAAAUAUUUACUUUUUUAGGUGCAAUAAAGAUAUUUUUAUUGCAAAUAAAUUUGAGUCUUAGUUUUGCAGUUCUGGUACAAGUUGAGGUUGUUGGUGUUUAAUGUUUGGAUAUUCUUUUGUUUUUUUCUACACCAAGCCUUCUGUUUUAUGUCUAUGCAAAAUCUAUCAUUAAAGCUUUUCUUCCACUAAA
Molecule: messenger RNA, 1509 nt
Organism: Girardinichthys multiradiatus
Lineage: Eukaryota; Metazoa; Chordata; Actinopteri; Cyprinodontiformes; Goodeidae
Gene: mnd1
Product: meiotic nuclear divisions 1 homolog (S. cerevisiae)
Exons: 8
Coding region: 155-772 (205 amino acids)
Biological process (GO): reciprocal meiotic recombination
Cellular component (GO): nucleus
Molecular function (GO): double-stranded DNA binding
Source: RefSeq, a predicted model, not a curated record